Canis lupus familiaris (dog) is the source of this 1183-nucleotide messenger RNA. RefSeq names its product ral guanine nucleotide dissociation stimulator-like. The transcript has 5 exons. Bases 78 to 1010 code for a protein of 310 amino acids. NCBI's taxonomy places the organism in Eukaryota, Metazoa, Chordata, Mammalia, Carnivora, Canidae. The record is from RefSeq and is a predicted model, not a curated record.
ACCCCCGUGACCAGGCAACCGCAUCUAGUGCAGCCCCACCUCAGGCUCACUUGGCUGGAGACAUCCGCUCCUGGAAGAUGUUCUCCUGCUGCCGGCCCACCUCUGGGGGCUCUGGCUCCCAGGAACCCCAGGGGUGCCGCUUGUUCCAAUGCUGUAGGCUUUGGCUCCAGCAUAAAAACCAACGCCUCAGGGCGUUUAUCAGGAGGCGCCGUCAGGGUGCAAGGGCCUCGGCCGGGAAGGCGCCUCCCAUCUGCCCGACGAAGCCCAGCCGGACGGAGCUGCUGGAGCAGGAAUUCCAACAACUGCUGCCCGCCUUGCUGCGCAGGGAUGUCAUCUCCGUUUUCAUCUUUUUAGACAACUGUCAUGGAUUUGCCACCACCGACGAGGUGCUGGAUCUGCUGUUUACGAAAUAUGGGUGCAUCGCAGCUGCGUGUGGUGGCGACGACGCGGUCCUGCAGCGCUGGAAACUGGCCAUCUGCUGCAUCCUGGAGAUAUGGAUGGACUAUUAUCAGGAGGACUUUUGUCGGCUCCCCCAAUCUGCCUCCCUGAAGAAGAUUCUGGAAUUCAUAAGGCAGCGCAUGCCAGGCACAGACGUGGAGCUCCGUGCCCGGCGUUACCUGCAACAACUCAGACGCCUCCAUGCAGCGGAGCCAGAGGCUGGGGCUACAGCUUCGGCCCGAGCAAAAGACCCUGAAGCUGAAGCACUUCCGGAGCCCGCCCCAGCCCCAACUGUGGGGCCUGCUGCCUCGGAUGGGCCUGAAGUGCUCGAGGCCGCCCUGGCUGCUGGGGCUGAGGGCUUGGCCCCAGCUGAGGUGCCAGCUGGGGAGGCGAAGCCCCUGCAGAUAGUGGUCACUGCUCUAGAUCACGGCUGCGCCCUGGACGAGCCACGUGCACCUGCGGCCACCCCGGAGGAGGAGCAGGCCCUGGCACCUGCAAUCGGGGUCCCCAGAGUGCCAGAGCCGCCAAUGGCCUCCGGGACAACUGGCUUCAACCUCUGCGCAGCCCCCUGACCACCUCGGGAGCCCGCCCCAGCUCCCACCGCGGGGCUCGUCAUGCCUGCAGCCCAACGGAGGCUUGCCCUUCCCGUGUCAUUUCACUGUUUCUAUAUUUUGAGUUUUUCUUUAACCUGUAAAAUGGCUUAUGAGUUUUAUUGUAAUAAAGUAUAAGUUAACUUCAAACAAAA